AUGCCGGAGCGCGGCCCGGUGCCGCGGCGGCGCUGCGGGUGGAGGAGGAGGAUGGCGGGGCUGGCGUGGAAGUGGCCGCGCACCCGCUUGCCCGUGGGGGCCAGCGCCUUGGGCGUCUUCGUCCUUUGCUGGCUCUACAUCUUCCCCGUCUACCGGCUGCCGGACGAGAAGGAGAUCGUGCAGGGGGUGCUGCUGCAGCAGGGCAAGGCGUGGAGGAGGAACCAGACUGCGGUCACCCUGUUCAGGAAACUGCUGGAAGAAUGCUGUGACCCUGGGCAGCUCUUUGCUAUGACAAAGCUGAACUCCCCGAUGGGAAAGAACCUCUGGUUUGAUGGGGAAUUUUUAUAUUCUGUCACUAUUGACAAUGCAACUUACUCACUCUUCCCACAGGCUACUCCCUUCCAGCUGCCACUGAAGAAAUGCUCCGUGGUGGGAAACGGUGGGAUCCUGAAAAAGAGCGGCUGCGGCAAACAAAUAGAUCAAGCAGAUUUUGUCAUGCGGUGCAACCUUCCUCCUCUAUCCAGUGAAUACAGCAAGGAUGUUGGAUUGAAAACCCAGCUGGUGACUGCAAAUCCCAGUAUAAUUCAGAAAAGGUUCCAGAAUCUGCUGUGGUCUCGAAAAGCGUUUGUGGACAGCGUGAAGGUGUAUAACCACAGCUACAUCUACAUGCCAGCCUUCUCCAUGAAGACAGGGACGGGACCCUCCCUGCGUGUCUAUUACACCCUGGAGGACUUUGGUGCCAAGCAGGCUGUCCUUUUUGCCAACCCCAAUUUCCUACGUGACAUUGGCAAGUUCUGGAAGAGCAAAGGUAUCCAUGCCAAACGGCUUUCCACAGGACUCUUCCUGGUCAGCGCCGCCCUCGGGCUGUGUGAGGAAGUAACAAUUUACGGCUUCUGGCCCUUCUCGGUGGACCUGCGUGGAAAGUUUAUUAGCCACCAUUACUAUGACAAUGUCUUGCCUGAUUCUGGAUUCCAUGCUAUGCCAGAGGAAUUUCUACAGCUCUGGUUUCUUCAUAAAAGUGGUGUACUGAGAAUGCAGCUAGAACCAUGUGAGGACCCUUUACUCCAGACUUCUGCCUGA
Indicator indicator is the source of this 1080-nucleotide messenger RNA. It is a transcript of the gene ST8SIA1, whose product is annotated as ST8 alpha-N-acetyl-neuraminide alpha-2,8-sialyltransferase 1. Gene Ontology annotation, molecular function: alpha-N-acetylneuraminate alpha-2,8-sialyltransferase activity. The coding region runs from base 1 to 1080 and encodes 359 amino acids. Gene Ontology annotation, biological process: oligosaccharide metabolic process; N-glycan processing. The record is from RefSeq and is a predicted model, not a curated record. NCBI's taxonomy places the organism in Eukaryota, Metazoa, Chordata, Aves, Piciformes, Indicatoridae. The transcript is spliced from 5 exons.